CUCUAGUGCAGAGGAUUUCACCAGGUAUUUGGAAAGAGACCCUAGACAAGUGUGGAGAGCUGUGGAAGACACGACUUUUUCUCUGGUCUUUCAGACAAGUAGUGUCUCCAGGAUGAUGAGUUACUAUAUGGACACAACCCUGGGAAGCCCAGCCCCUUAUCCUCUGCCUCGUCCAGGAGUGAUGAGGCAGGGCACUGUCAAUGCCUAUGAAGAUCCUUGGAUGACCUGUGGGUUUCAGUCCACCUGCUACCAGCAAAGGAUUUGCUACCCGGUCUGGGAUGAGUCAGCCAUUCAGGAAGUUCCCACUGGCUUAGAGCACUACAACACAGAUAUGGAAUGUGCAGAUGUGCCUUUGUUAACCCCGAGCAGCAAAGAAAUGAUGUCGCAGGCACUGAAGGCCACUUUCAGCGGCUUUGCAAAAGAGCAGCAGCGACUGGGAAUCCCCAAAGACCCCCAGCAAUGGACGGAGACUCACGUGCGGGACUGGGUGAUGUGGGCCGUGAAUGAGUUCAGUCUGAAAGGAGUGGAUUUCCAGAAGUUUUGCAUGAAUGGAGCUGCCCUCUGUGCUCUAGGCAAGGACUGCUUCAUUGAGCUAGCACCUGACUUUGUGGGAGAUAUUCUCUGGGAACAUCUGGAGAUGCUGCAGAAAGAAGAAGCAAAGCCGUAUCCAGCUAAUGGAGUGAACUCCGCAUACCCAGAAUCCCGUUAUACAUCCGACUACUUGAUUAGUUAUGGCAUUGAGCAUGCUCAGUGUGUGCCUCCAUCAGAGUUCUCUGAGCCCAGCUUUAUCACAGAAUCCUACCAGACCCUCCAUCCGAUCAGCUCCGAGGAGCUCCUGUCCCUCAAGUAUGAGAGUGACUACCCAACAGUCAUCCUGCGUGACCCUGUCCAGACAGAUUCCCUGCAGACAGACUACUUCACGAUCAAGCAGGAAGUUGUAACUGCGGAUAACAUGUGCAUGGGGCGCACCAGUCGAGGCAAACUAGGGGGCCAGGACUCCUUCGAGAGCAUAGAGAGCUACGACAGCUGUGACCGCCUGACACAGUCCUGGAGCAGCCAGUCCUCCUUCCAGAGCCUUCAGCGUGUCCCCUCCUAUGACAGCUUUGACUCGGAGGACUACCCAGCGGCUCUGCCCAACCAUAAGCCCAAGGGUACCUUCAAGGACUAUGUUCGAGAUCGGGCCGACAUGAACAAGGACAAGCCUGUCAUUCCUGCUGCUGCCCUUGCUGGCUACACAGUAACUCCCACCCUGCCUGGCUGCGAAGGAAAGAUGAAGGAUGAAGCAGGUCACGAAGUGCCCAAGAUGCUGACUGCCUCCAGAGGGAAAGAACGCAGGGCAAGCAGUGGACCCAUCCAGCUGUGGCAAUUCCUGUUGGAGCUGCUCACCGAUAAGUCCUGUCAGUCCUUUAUCAGCUGGACGGGUGAUGGCUGGGAGUUCAAGCUCUCUGAUCCAGAUGAGGUUGCCAGGCGGUGGGGCAAGAGGAAAAACAAGCCUAAGAUGAACUACGAGAAGCUGAGCCGUGGCCUGCGUUACUACUACGACAAGAACAUCAUCCAUAAGACAGCGGGCAAGCGCUAUGUGUACCGCUUCGUCUGCGACCUGCAGAGUCUGCUGGGCUACACACCCGAGGAGCUCCAUGCCAUGCUGGACGUCAAACCUGAUGCCGACGAGUGAACCCGAUAAGCCAGACUGCGCAGAAGACGCGUUCGUGCCGUUCUGGAGAUUCAGUGGGACUUUCCUUUUUUUGCUGUUUUUUGGUUUUUGUUUUUUAAAUUUUAAAGAGCGACUCAAAAUUUGACCUUUGGAAGGGGAGGGGUGGCUGAAGGACUCGCGCUUUUUGCUGAAACUGACAAAGUUGGGUUUGGAGACGAGAAGUGGAACUGUUGUCUGAAAGUGCUCGGUUGAGUUUGGAGGACGAAAUUCGGAGUCUUGAGGAAAGCCAGAAAAAUGUAGCUCACUUUUUUGUUUGUUUGUUUGUUUUAAACCCUCAUCGUAAUCCCUCCUCCACCAGUUCAAAAAAUUAUUAACAAAAUGAUGCCCUCUGUUACUGUGUCCCCCACACCACAAACUGACAAGUCAGGAAGUGACAAGACCCCCUCGGGGGUUUUUGUUGCUGGGUGGGAGGCAAAGGGGUUGCGGGAUCUUCCUGUUUCAGGAGGGGAAGACAUAGGAAAAACAGCAACUGCUUGUCCUUGUUACAUUGCCUUUCUGUCAGUUGUUUUUUAUUCACACAAAAGGACAGAUUUUUGUUAGGAGGGAUCAAGACUUUUUUUUUUUUAUUAUUAUUUGUUAAAAUUUUAUUUUAUUAAAUUUUGUGCCAGUAUUUUUUUUUAAUAGUCUUAAGCUCUAAGAUGGUCUCAGUAUUGCAAUAUUGUAUGUGUUUGUUUCUGUUAUGCCAGCAGAGAUUUUUAUCACAGUGUGGAAAGGAAAAAAAAACAAAAAAAAACAAUUUAUGUAGACCCCACUGGAGAAGUGUAGUGCUAUGACUUAUGUGAAGGAAAAUUAAUUCCAAACUGGCUACUAGUAAUGCUGGGUAAAUGCUUUACCUCUGCAUUGAGUCUCAUGUGCUUUGCUCUAUUGUUUGUUGCUAAAGCUGGUUGAACUAUCUUAAGACCUUGUUUUUUGGUCAAAAAUAUCUUUUUGCUGACCACCAUUUUAUGCAAAAAAAAACCCCCAGUAGUUUUCCAAACAUUCUCAUCAACAUUUUCAUCUAUUAGUUUCAAAUUAGGAAAUUAAAAAAAAAAGAGAACUCUUUUACACUUUUGAAAUAACUUAUUUCAAAAUGGCCCAUCCUGUGAAUAAGCCUGCAUUUUUUUUAUUUUUAUAUUUUGAACAUACUAAACGCUGAAGAAUAAAUAUCAACUUGAUUCAGAAUUAGUUAGAAAAAAAAAAUCGCAACAAAAUUGAGAAACACAAAAGUGAAAUAAGAAUGACUAUGAAAUUUCGGAAGUUUUAAGUUGUAACCAGUUCUGGCAGUACUGUUGUAUAUUAUUUACCUAUUCUGGGCGCUCGCAGCACAGAAAUCUUAUUUAAAAAUGGGUUCUUGACUGCAUUUUGGGAUGCUGGCCACUUGAGCCUGAUCAAGCAAACCAUGUAAGCACAUGCUUAAGGUUAAAGUAUUUGCAUUGUUUCAUUGCCUAAUGUGCUCAGCUCAGAAUCAAACUCUUCAGCAUGGAGUGUGAGACUGCAGCUUGGAUAAUGAGGGACUGAGUCAAACUCCAAAGGAAUUCUUUCUGGUGGUGUUCAGUUGGGCUGUAGGCAACCAAGGGAUCAGGCUCUGAGCUUUAAGCCUUUGGACCUCAGCCUGAAACCAGAUCCACCCACGUGGAUCUCUGAAGAUCUCAUGUAAAAACUAGGGCUUUUGACCUUAAAUGCCUGUUGACAUUUUUUUAAAAGACAGUAUUACAUAUUUAAACUGAAUGUACUUUUCACAGCUGGACUAAUUGUAGAAGCACUGUGGUGAAAUAGUAGAAGGAGUGAGAGCUUUUAGAUCAGUGCACCAUGGAACAGAAUAAUUUGAGAUCCUGUAUCAGGCUGGCAUAACUGGGCUCACAAUAAAAAUAGUGAGAACACUCCUGCAUUUAGUCUGAACACCUAAUUUGCUUUCUGUUUCCCCUUCUCUGCCUUGUGGUAAGACUGGUAUAUAUAGAGGCAGGGGCAAAUAGGGAUAGCAAAUGGGAGUCCAGCUGAAUCCUAUGGAAAGGUGAUGUUCUGAGUCAGAGGUGCUGAGUUCUUCCUUAUGCCCCACAGCUCCCACUGGAGUCUGCAAGAGCUGUGGGUGCUCAGCACCUGUGCAUACUAGCUAGCCCAUACCUUUCUAAACAAGCUUCAGCUGAAAGAGAUUAAUUAGCCUUGCUUAGCAGAUUGGCAGAUGAGAAGUUCAGCCCCUGGUGAAAUGUUGCAAGCUGAUUAAGAAGGCAUUUAAACCCUGAAUGUUGGAUGCAGCUGGUGGCUCUUGGCAAGGGAAGUACUAGUGUUAGAUCACAGGGCUGGAAGGAGGUGCAAUCCCACCUUGUGUACAAAGAAAGCUAGUGGUAAUGAAGGUGGGGAAAGAAAAAGUGAGGAAAAGAAAAUGAAAGGAGCAGGCACCAAAAGAGGAAAGGACAGUCUGUCUUCUACAAGGUGUUAUUUUCAUCCAGCAUUCAGUGCCUUUUAACCCUCAGUACAGGGAGAUGGGCAACUGAUGCCUCCUGCCUGUUACCAGGGGAAGGAUUGCAGAUGUGGGCAAUGAGCAACUGAUAUAAACAGGGAAUUAAGUUCAGAUCAGGCUGGAGAAAGCAAAGGAAAAUGUUUUUCAGCUGUGGGCAAGGUCCUCCUCCUACUCGCUAGAAACCUGAUACAAAUGCAGAAGGCAGGGAGCAAAAUACUAGGCUAGAAGAUGAGUUAGAACACAUCUCUGAUUCACUGCGGUGUGUAGGGCUGUACUCUAGAGUGAGAGCUGUGUGAGACCUCUCUGUGCACUGAGUAGGCAGAAGACAUGUUAAUUGGUGAUUAAAGGUGGUGGGAGUUGAGUUCAGAAAGGGCACUGGGGCUUUGGAGUAGAUUUGUGGUGGGUGGAGAGUUAGGCCUCCUCUUGCUAAAGUCACAGAGAUGCACGUAGCAUAGAACCAGCUGCACUAGAGGUGAUCCCAGCAAACACAUUUGUCCCAGGAUGGGAGCCUGACUUUGGAGACAGAAAGAGUCAGUUCUCAACUGAUACUGCAAUACUCCAAAGUCCUUAAGGCUCUUCAGUUUACAAAGAACAGAAAGUGCUGUUGGGUUAACAUUUUACAGUAUCUGGUUUGGGUAGUUUAUAGGCUUCAAUCAUUCUUUCUGGUCUCCUACCUCUAAGGGGUGUCCCUGGACAUGGCAGACACCUCGGCAUUCCACGUCUCAUCCCGACUCCGAUAUCGGUAUCUUGUAACACAAUUGCCAAGUGUCUGUUUCCUUAUUUGGUGCCCAGGUACCCUGCAGUGAGUACAUCCGCAAUAACGGGGUACUUUACUACGAAUGGGAAGAACUUGGUUUAGGUUCAGGUGCUGACCCCAGCAGUUUGACAAGGCUUGAGUCAUUCAUUCUACUCUGUUUUUUGGAAGACUUGUUGUAUUAAACUGUUUCUGCUCAUGGUAAUCUGUUUCCAUAAUGUGCAGUGAUACGGUCUCAAAGAGAUCAUCAAAGGAUACAAAGCACCAUAAAUGGAAAAUGCCCGUUAUUGGUUUGCCAGUUGUUCUUGCUGCCAUUUGCCAUUUUGGGCUGCAUGUAAGCGCGAGGACCAGCAGAUAGAAUAAUAGCCUUAGCAACAUUUUCUAGCUUUGCCCAAAAGUUGCUUUUCUCCCCCACUUCUUGUUUCCAUGUUAGAGACUGUCACAGGAAGGGCUGUGUGUUGUUUAUACACUGGAUAUUUGCAGUUUAAAAAAAUACCAUGUUGACUUUUGAAUAGGGAUGUGUGAAUCAGCUGUACUAGGACCAAAUAUCUACCUGCACCAAGACCUCUCCAACUAGAUAUUUUAUGAGGCAUAAAGAGUUUGAUUAACUUACAUCAGCGCAAUUUCCAUAUCAUGCAUUUGAGAGAGAGCAUAGUAUACGUGGGGUUGCAUUCACUUCCGUGCUGAGAUCCAGAACCAGGCCUGCAUCUUGUUCUGAUGGCUUGCCUAUCUUUUGUUCUGGUUUCUCCGAACUGGGGUGAAUUUCACCCUGGGCAAACAUUUAUACCAGAUUGAACUCAGUUCAUUUUGUCUUUUGUUCCUGACUUUCUCCAAGGGCUGCAUGGCUUUCCAAAUAUUUUUUCAUGACUUUUUCUUGACCUGCCAUUCGUUGGGAUCAUGUUAAUAUUCAGCGUGCUCCACAUAGGCUCACGUGUCAUAUGAAGCGAUCCCAUUUUUCCAAUAGAACGAGUCUUGAUUCUGUGAAUGUGAUUCUUAGGACCGUAUUUUAUUGUUCAUUGGUGAUCACUGAUUCAACGUUUGGGAAUACUCUGUGAUGUUCACUUCCACUUGGCUCUUCGGCUGAAUCUCCCAGGAAUGAUAUUCUUAUGAAAUAUGAAAAAGGACCAUCAAAACCAACCCACAUUCCGAAUUUGAACAUUAAGCUAUUUGCUCCUUCCUCUCUAAAGAUAUAUGGGUGAUUUAUAAUACACAACUCAUAGGUAUAUGUGAGCGUGUAUCAGUUUUUUUUACACGCUACUAAGUUCCAGGUUCCAUCCAGAAAACAAAUAUUGUAUUCAAUGAGAGGUUGUGCCCUGAAGUGUAUCUGAACGCAACAGGAACCAAGUUGUAUCAUAAUUCUCCCUAAGACUUCAACUUCUCACCCAAGAUUUCCAGACUGAUGUUUAGAUCAAGAAAUGGUCGUGAUAAGCAUCUGAAAUUUCAUGAUGCUUCUGCAAAACCCUGCACCUUUUGACCAACACUGUUUAGGAGGUGUUCUCCAUUUGGUUCCCUAGAUCUUGUUUAAAUUGCUUAUUCAUACUAAACACUUCAAACUUGCAUUCUGGAGCAUGCUUUUCUUUCUGGUAGGGUCUAUAUAACAUCAGUUGGGGUAUUGUCUACAUUCCAAAGAGGUUUGAAGAAAUGGUAAAUCAUGUAUACUUAUAUGUUAUAAUGGAAUAUCUCCAGGAAUUAACUGCCUCAGUAAAAGAACGUGUCUCUUUUUUUGUUUUGUUUUUACACAUGGGUUGUUUUUUUUUAAGCUGAUAAACAUAGAAGAAAGAGAUUGUUAUAUUGUGCUGUUCAACUAUUUUCCAACUUGUAUUUUCAUAUAAUUUAUAUUUUUUAAAAGUGGGAAAAAAAUUUUAAAAGCAAGAUUAAAAAAAAGAGGAAAAAGCAGGUGCUUUUUUUUAAAAAACUGAACUGAGGUAGCUUAGAGAUGUAGCGGUGUGUGUGUGUGUCUGUGUGUGUGGUUUUUUGUUUUGUUUUGUUUUGUUUUUAAAAAAUACAAAAAAAAAAAAACACCCCGUUCCUCCUACAUUGAAUUCUUUUAGGAGGAGGGAGUUGGUUUUGUUUUAAUUGCUGAUGCUGGCACAUCAUUUUGCUGGAGAGUUUUUUAUAUACCGUAGCCUUAUUUCAUAUCGUAUUUUAAACCAUGUGAAAUUAAAAAAAAAAAAAGAAUAAUUCAUAAAA
Alligator mississippiensis (American alligator) is the source of this 7095-nucleotide messenger RNA. RefSeq names its product ETS proto-oncogene 1, transcription factor (gene ETS1). The transcript has 11 exons. The coding region runs from base 113 to 1675 and encodes 520 amino acids. Lineage: Eukaryota; Metazoa; Chordata; Crocodylia; Alligatoridae. Gene Ontology annotation, biological process: regulation of transcription by RNA polymerase II; cell differentiation. Gene Ontology annotation, cellular component: nucleus. Gene Ontology annotation, molecular function: sequence-specific DNA binding; DNA-binding transcription factor activity, RNA polymerase II-specific. The record is from RefSeq and is a predicted model, not a curated record.